AUGAGUGAACACCCAUCGCCAGUUUUUAUGCAGGGGGAGGAAAUCAAAGAUGAUGACUUGAGUGUCUACAGUGCAGCUGCCUCUUCAUGCGAUGGCCCACAGCUCCCCCCUUUUGUUCAUUUCAACCGCUCUCACCUGCCUUCCGACCUACCCAGGAGCUUCCUUGAGGCGCAUGCAGCUUUUUGCCUGAAAGAUGGAGAAGCCCCUCACGUUCCAGAUUACCUCUGGACUGUCGGAGAGUCACCACGCAGUCAAAUGACGCUUUGUAGGAGUUCUACUGAACAAGCAGAAGAGCGAGCCGAAAGUACUCCCUCGAGUGCAUCCCAGUUUGAGAACGAAGCUCCGAGUGGUGGCAGUCAUGUAUGCACUUGGAAGCAGAAGCAUUUGCAGUUCAGGGCUCUCCGCCGAGCUGUCGAGUUUUUGAAACAAGAAAAGCAGUUGAAGUUUAACACAUACACAAGCUCUCCGCUUCAUUACCUUUUGCACUUGACUAACGGCGAAGGCGUUCCGUCAAACACCAGCAAAGACAGGGAGGCUUGCGGGGGAUCAGGGACCGUGGAUGAUAUUCACGGGGGGGCAAGUUCUUCUGAGUUUGUGGCCUCAGCAGAUAUCUCUUCACCGAAUAUUCCAUUUUCUGCUAUUCGCGCGGCAGGUGAUUUGGCUUGUGCAGUAAAGACUACUCCGCAGUCCAGGGAAGGCGUCGGGAAGCGCAAAGAAAUUCCGGGAUUGGCCAACCCAUUGUUGGAUGCAGUAAAAGAUGAUUCAGGCUCUCUUUCUAGCUCGGCGAGCACUGGCGAGCCUAGCGAAAGCCACAAGAAUUCCGUUUGUGAAGUGCAGGGCUCUAAGAAGAGGCGGGGGUUAAAUACAGCAGCAAUGCGUCAUAAAAAUAUUGAAAAUAUCUCCAGAGAGUGUGCGGGAAACGCACUCUGUGUUUCCCAAGCAGCUUGUGGCUCAUGCACCACCCCGAACUGCAGCAAGGAUCAUGAUAUUGCAGCGUUCAUGAAGAACCGACCUGACGAUUUGAAGGGGGAAUGCAUCUAUUUCUUGCGUUACGGCAUUUGCCCAUACGGCUGCUGUUGCCGGUUUGGUAGUUCUCACUUGGAUCCAUCUGGUAUCAAUCUUCUCCGCAGCGGGAGCCCAGUCACCCUUUCUGAUUUACAAGACUACAAGCAGAUGCGCAAUCGUCAGGAGCUGAACGUGUUCGACCAUCAGUCCAAACUGUCCAUAGGAUCAAAGCGCCGACGAUACAGGUUUGCCCACAGCCAAAAUGGCGCUGCAAGUGCAUCAGCACCACGUACUGGGGAAAGCAGUGCAGGAGGGCCCCAUAUCUCUUUAAAAGAUCAUUUAGAGUGUCCUGCGCAUCCUUUGGAGCACGAAGAAUCCGACGGGGCCAGAGGGCCCCAAGGAGUUGAAGGGUUGUUACCAUCGGUGCUCCGUCUAGGCGCGGUGGCCGGAGGAGAUGAAGAUGUUGGGGCAGAAGAGCGUCGGCUCCGAUUUGCAGCACAAGCCAGAGGCAAAAUUUUUCUCGCACCGUUAACAACAGUUGGAAAUUUACCAUUUAGGAGGCUUUGCACACGCCUCGGUGCUGACGUUACAGUUAGCGAGAUGGCUGUAGCUAACUCCAUUGCAGAGGGGAAGCCCUCCGAGUUGUGCUUAUUGCGGUGCGGCCAGAUCAUCCGGAACCGACACAUUAUGUGCGACUUUAUCGAUUUAAAUAUUGCCUGCCCCCUGGACCAACUGCACAGGAAAUUUAGGGCCGGGUCUUGCAUGCUAGAAAGGCCAGCGGUGGUCGAAUCAGUCGUAAAGUCCUUGAUAGAGGCGUGCCCAUCAGUUCCUGUGACCAUGAAGGUCCGUACGGCUCACUACGGGAAGAAGCAUCAGCUCCACACAGUAAUUGAAAGACUUUCGAAAUCAGGUGUAGCUGCAAUAUUUGCUCAUGGCCGCACGGCACAGCAACGCUAUUCCAAGGCUGCAGACUGGAGUUAUCUCACGAGUUGCAAGAAACUUAUGCCGGAAGACGUAUUGCUGAUUGGAUGUGGGGAUAUUCUUAGUAACGAUGAAUUUCGCUUCCGGGAGCAAACAUCAGGACUAGAUGCACUGAUGAUCGGAAGAGGUGCCCUUAUUAAACCGUGGAUAUUCACCGAGAUCAAGGAACAACGGCUGUGGGAUAUCUCCGCCUGUGAACGACUAGAGUUUAUUAAGGAGUUUGUUAAUAACGGCCUAGAACAUUGGGGCAGUGACCGGCGAGGCGUUGCGACGACUAGAAGGUUCCUGCUGGAGUUCCUGUCAUUCACGCACCGUUAUAUCCCGCCUCCAUUUCUGGAGCUGCAACCGCAGCUUAUUCACUGGCGUCCGAGUCCCUUCAAAGGGAGAUCAGACCUUGAAGUCAAGCUAUCAAGCUCCAACCCACAGGACUGGGUUGACAUAUCUUCUAUGUUCCUGGGGCCUCCACCUGUGGGAUUCACGUUCGUCCCUAAGCACGCCUCCAAUGCAUACUAUGUUGCUGACUUUUGA
Cyclospora cayetanensis is the source of this 2514-nucleotide messenger RNA. RefSeq names its product tRNA-dihydrouridine(47) synthase [NAD(P)(+)]-like. The record is from RefSeq and is a predicted model, not a curated record. The transcript is spliced from 11 exons. NCBI's taxonomy places the organism in Eukaryota, Apicomplexa, Conoidasida, Eucoccidiorida, Eimeriidae. Bases 1 to 2514 code for a protein of 837 amino acids. Gene Ontology annotation, molecular function: tRNA dihydrouridine synthase activity; RNA binding.